Misgurnus anguillicaudatus (oriental weatherfish) is the source of this 2074-nucleotide messenger RNA. It is a transcript of the gene scarb1, whose product is annotated as scavenger receptor class B, member 1. Gene Ontology annotation, biological process: recognition of apoptotic cell; cholesterol efflux; plasma lipoprotein particle clearance. The record is from RefSeq and is a predicted model, not a curated record. Gene Ontology annotation, molecular function: scavenger receptor activity; lipid binding; low-density lipoprotein particle binding. NCBI's taxonomy places the organism in Eukaryota, Metazoa, Chordata, Actinopteri, Cypriniformes, Cobitidae. Gene Ontology annotation, cellular component: caveola; cytoplasm.
GGUUUAUGGGCGGAGCCAUGAGCACUGUGGAGCCACGAGCACCGUAAACAUGGCAAUCCAAGAGCAAAACGCUUAUAAAACUCGCUCGGACUUUAACUUUCCACACAGUUAUACUGUAGUCAGUCAUAAAGUUAAGAGAGCAUUAAUAACGCGAUGACCAGAGUUUUAUGGCUUCAUUUAUUAAGCUGAAAGUUUGUUCUCCUGUUGUGGAGUCUGUAGCGCUUUGACUUCAGUGGAUUAUAGAAAAAUAUUUAUUGUUUGCAUUUAUUUGUAAAAGCGAUUAGUUUGAAGUAAGGAUGUGUCUAUCUAAAUCUACAACAGCGAUUGUGCUUUUAGUUCUGGGAGGUUCGGCUGUGUUGUUCGGGACUGUCCUUGUGUUUGUCGGACCCAUUAUCAUAGAUGACCAAAUAGUAAAGAAUGUCCAGAUUAAUCCAAAGAAUGAUCUCACCUACACUAUGUGGAAAGAUAUCCCAGUUCCCUUCUUUAUGUCGGUGUAUUUCUUCAAUGUUCUCAAUCCUGAUGAGAUCCUAAAGGGAGAGAAGCCUAUGCUUCAACAGAGGGGUCCGUACGUCUACCGUGAGCAACGCUGGAAAGACAACAUCACAUUUCACGAUAACAACACAGUGACUUAUCUUGAAUAUCGACGGUAUUUCUUUGAGGAAAGCAUGUCUGUGGGGAAUGAGUCUGAUGUGGUCACCAUCCCCAACAUGCUUGUGCUGGGCGCGUCGAUAAUGAUGGAGAAUAUGCCGUAUCCUGUUCGGGUGUUGCUCAGCACCACAUUUAAAACCUUUAAAGAGGGACCAUUCCUGACUAAACCGGUGGGAGAACUCAUGUGGGGCUACGACAGCAAGUUGGUGGAUUUCUUGAACAAAUUUCUGCCCGGCAUGCUGCCGACCAGCGGGAAGUUUGGCUUGUUUGCUGAGUUUAACAACUCCAACACUGGGCAGUUCACCGUCUUCACUGGCCGUGGUGACAUCAGGAAUGUUCAUAAAGUCGAUUCUUGGAACGGUCUGAAAAUGGUAAAUUACUGGAGUACUGAACAGUGUAAUAUGAUCAAUGGUACAGCAGGGCAGAUGUGGCCUCCAUUCAUGACCACCGAGUCAACACUGCCUUUCUACAGCCCUGAUGCAUGCAGGUCCAUGGAGUUGGUCUACGAAAGACCAGGUGUGUCACAAGGCAUCCCUGUUUACCGUUAUGUGGCCCCAAAGACUCUGUUCGCCAACGGUUCAGAUUAUUCACCCAAUGAGGGCUUCUGUCCGUGCAGACAGUCGGGUCUUCUGAGCGUCAGUACCUGCAGACACGGUUCUCCCGUGUUUAUGUCUCAUCCACACUUUUAUAAUGCUGAUCCUGCACUGUUGAGCACUGUCUAUGGACUCAGUCCAAAUGAAGACGAUCACGGGCUUUUCAUCGAUAUUCACCCGGAGACUGGAGUGCCCAUGAACGUGUCCAUCCGGUUACAGCUGAAUCUGUUGAUAAAGAGCGUGCCGGACAUCUCAGAAACGGGGAAUAUAGAGGAGGUGGUGAUACCCAUGAUUUGGUUUGGAGAGAGCGGGUACAUUGAUGGUCCUGUCCUCAACACGUUUCGUACCAAUCUGGUUGUGCUGCCCAUGGUAAUGGAGUACAUGCAGUAUAUCUUCAUUGCUCUCGGACUCGGUCUUAUUCUGGGAGCCGCAGUGUUAUUCUUCAUAGAUAAGAGAUCCAAAGAUGAGAAGAAACUUUCACAGAUACAGGCGGUGCGUGGAGUGCACAAACAAACACUCUUGACUUCAUCAUCACAUCUUCUGCACUGAUCUGUCCUUCAUAUUGCAUCAGAAUGUAUAAAAAGUAAGAAGGUGUGCGUCCAGUCCGGCACAGAUGUGGAUUCAGACAGCGAGAAGUCUCCUCUAUUACAGAAUGCAGAAACAUAAGGCAGCCGUCUACAUCACACCUGCCAUUUAUAUAAAAAACAAAAAAAACACUGCCUUCCAAUCCCCUGAGCAAGACAUGUUUAUUAAGUGUCAGGGUUGAUAGGAACUGGACACAAACCUGUAAAGACUUCUGGAGCUGCCACAAUAAAUGGGGAUUUGAACUGUUA